AUGAAUUUAAGUACAGGCGAUCGUCUAUGUGUUGAUGGUCAUUUUUGCGUCGUCCGAUACAUCGGAAAAGUUCGUCAAUGGGGCGAUCUGACAGCAUUUGGCUUGGAAUGGGAUGAUGCGAGCAGAGGGAAGCAUUCUGGGACAGUUAAUGGCGUAAAAUACUUUGAAACAGAGAUCGAUGAUGCAGGAUCGCUUCUGAAAGAAGCUAAAGUAGUGAGGGCGAGCUGCGCCAGAAACUCCUUUGUGGAAGCCUUGAACACUGUGUACUUAUCCGGAAGAAUGGAUAAUACAGAUGUGUACAUUGGCUCCAAGAGAGUAGAAAUGCUAGGGCUGGACGUUUUAAGCGCGAGGAACCAAGACAUCAGAAAUUUGAAAAUUGUAAAUCUCUCCACUAGAGGAAUAUCCACAAGCGGAACAGAACAGGAAUUGAGUCUGUGUACCGGAAACCUAAAGAGCCUCAAGGAUUUAGAUCUUUCCUACAAUCUUUUCACGGAUUUUAAAGAAGUGCUAAACAUCGCUCGUGGCCUCAAAAGCUUGAAAACAUUGAAUGUGAGCGGUAACAGAUUUUCCGCAUUCAAUAAUGAAUUUGAUAGCGAAGACUUUACAAUUGAAGAACUGAUAGCUGAUGAUUGUGAGUUUGCAGAUGCUUCUCUGAAAAACUUGAGCUCCGUAUUUCCAAAAUUGAAGAAGCUGAGCAUUAAUGGAGCAAGAAACACCCAUCGGUUCAGAGCUGACGGGAUUUCGUCCUCAAUCAAAGAAAUUAGCAUGGCACAUAAUGGGUUAAAACAAUUCCCUACCAAUGUCCUUUCAUCUGGCAUUGAGAAGCUAAACAUAUCUCUCAAUUUGAUUUCUGAAUCUCCUACUAUAAAAUGUGCGAGCUUAAAAGUCCUUGAUAUAUCUUUUUGCCAGUUGAGCUCAUGGGGGAUAGUCGACGAUUUAUGCAUCAAGCUGCCCAACUUAGAGAGUCUCAAAAUUAAUGGUAACCCUAUCACGGAAAUUGAAGAUGAGGACGCAAUUCUGCAGGUUAUUGGUCGCAUUAGGGAGCUGAAGUAUUUAAAUGGCACUUUCAUCAACGAACAUAAGAGGACAGAUGCGGAACUGUAUUUUUUGUCUCUCGUAGCCAAAAAGCAAGCUCAUAUCGACGAGGAUACACUACAAUGGCGGUACCUGGUCAAGAAACACGGCAAAAUAAAACGGCCGACCAAUAUUGUUACCUCAGUUCCUAAAAUCGAAGUUUUAGUGCUACAGGUGGUGAUUGAAGAGCACAAAGUUCAAGAAAUGAAGGUUUUACCUUGUUAUUCGGUUCGAUAUAUGAAAAACAUUAUAUCAAAGAAAAUCUCGUUAUCGAUAUUCGAAUUUGAGCUGAAGUUCACCUCUAAAAACGGAGGCCUUACACACGAAUUCAAUUUUGAAUUCUCGCCUAUUAGUUCCUUCAAUUUGGAAGACUACGAUACCAUUCAUGUAAUCAGAAAAGAAGCGUAA
Molecule: messenger RNA, 1482 nt
Organism: Lachancea lanzarotensis
Lineage: Eukaryota; Fungi; Ascomycota; Saccharomycetes; Saccharomycetales; Saccharomycetaceae
Gene: PAC2
Product: LALA0S01e09406g1_1
Exons: 1
Coding region: 1-1482 (493 amino acids)
Cellular component (GO): cytoplasm
Molecular function (GO): protein binding
Source: RefSeq, a predicted model, not a curated record